GGUAUGAAGAUUUUGUUUGGGCGUUCUGUAAAAGAACUAUGACCUGAUAAAACUAAAUGGAAAAAUAAUGACAGCGAUAUACUGCCAUCCCUAGAGUAAUUAGGAGCAUAUGAAAGAUAAGACAAGGCACUGAACUAAUGAAUUAGUGAAAUAUAUGUUAUAGACUGCAGAAGAUGUAGCUUUGCUGUUUAACUACUGAAUUCUUACAGAAUAUUCUAAAUGAUUUUCAAGAGUGGAUUACAUGUCAUUGUCAAGAUAACCAUCAUUUUAAUUGUGGGCUCUAUAGAAUCACGCGCUAAUGAGGACUUCGUGCUGCUGAACUCCACUACGUCACUUUCUAUCCUAGAGGUUCAUCUACCACAGUGGCCUCCGCUGACAAACACGGGUUACCAACUUCCUGACAGUCCUAUUGGAUAUGAAGUGCCGUGUGGCGUGAGGAACGGCGAGGCGGUCCGUAUUGUAGGAGGCUCAAGUGUGACCCCAGGUGAGUUUCCGUGGCAGGUGUCACUGCAGUUGGUGUCGGGCUGGACAGCGCGCCACAUAUGCGGCGGUGUCGUACUCGCCAACUACUGGGUACUCACCGCGGGGCACUGCACUGCAGGACUCUCACCCACUGCCUUGUCCGUCGUGGCGGGCGACAACGAUCUGUACACGGAGGAAGGACGGGAACAACGGUCUUACGUAAUCCGGGUGGUAACCACGAACUUCGCCAUCAAUAAUUUCUCAAAUGAUAUCGCUCUUCUUCAACUGAAGAAACCGCUGCAUCUGGACGGCGAACGCAUCGCUCCUGUGUGUCUACCGCAGCCCGGAGAAAAAUUCAUUGACGGUUACGGUAUCGUGACGGGAUGGGGUCGGCUGACGGAAAACGGCAAUCUGCCGCAUCUACUGCAGAUGGUAUCAUUGCCGAUCAUUCCGACGUCCGAGUGCCACGACAUGUACGAGAAGCUUGGGUACGCCAAAUACCUGAACCAGUGUCAGCUUUGCGGUGGCUUCGAGGAAGGAGGCAGCGAUUCUUGCCAGGGUGAUUCCGGUGGCCCGUUGGUGUGCCUGCACACCGACGGCCUCUAUUAUCUAUGUGGCGUAGUGAGCUGGGGUAUCGGCUGUGCUCGCCCCAACCUGCCCGGCAUCUACACAGAAGUGUCUUGUUUCUCCGACUGGAUCAGGUCGAUUCUGUACAACGAAGACGAUAUCCUCGGCUCGUCCCCAGCCGACCGCUAAGUUGCAUUAAAUAAAGCUCAAAUUAUCGCAGUUAGUGAAUCACUCUGAUUCUGAAAGUAUAAAAUCUAAACGACAAUAAAAAAUUUUAAAUUAAGAGCAUAAUUCUGCGUAAUGUGCCAACCUUUCACGAACAACCCACGUUGCAGAGUGAAUAAAGUCCUGAUUAUCAGAUCUACAUGCAAAAAAGGUAUGAAAGUUGAGAUUUAAGAUUAUCACGGCGGCGAGUACAUGAAUAGAUGAAUUCUGGGUUGUUGGGCCAUGCAUUCUGGUAGUAGUUUACCAGAGUUUUAAAAGUU
Messenger RNA from Zootermopsis nevadensis, 1514 nucleotides. Its product is annotated as trypsin-1-like. Gene Ontology annotation, molecular function: serine-type endopeptidase activity. Gene Ontology annotation, biological process: proteolysis. The record is from RefSeq and is a predicted model, not a curated record. NCBI's taxonomy places the organism in Eukaryota, Metazoa, Arthropoda, Insecta, Blattodea, Termopsidae.